Bradysia coprophila is the source of this 1332-nucleotide messenger RNA. RefSeq names its product ETS-domain lacking (gene edl). Gene Ontology annotation, molecular function: sequence-specific DNA binding. Lineage: Eukaryota; Metazoa; Arthropoda; Insecta; Diptera; Sciaridae. The record is from RefSeq and is a predicted model, not a curated record.
AUACACAGAUCAGUUUAGUUUGGAUCAUGCAUGUGAGCGGACUGCAUUGCAUCUUGUAAUGUUUGUAAUAUUUUCAUUCGAUUUGUGAAAUGUAAGAUAUAUUUUCUUUCGACGAAGGAAAGGUUCAACACGCAAUCGGGUUUUUGUUUUGUUUUUAUUUGUUAUCGUUUCUAUCCGAGAAGCAAAAUUAUUAAAAAAAAAAAAUUGGUGCGCAAUUUAAUUUUCCAUUCAAUAAAAAAGCAACCACGAUUCAACUACGAGAAUAAUAACUUGAACUUAUAGACGGUUUUUAAUAAGGAAAUCCGGAGAAAAUCAGUGUCGUGUGACUAAUUGUUUGUGUAACGCUACCUUAAACUUAUACGUACACUCUUUCGAAUUUGAUUUUAUUUGAGUUUUUUUUCUGUUUCUUUCUUUAAUUUGGAUUUACGUGGCUUUCUUUUACGGAAGAUUUACAUUUUAUUGUCUAAUGAACAAUUGAAAAUUAAAUUUUUGGCUGUGGGAAUGUGAGAAAAAUUUCAAUAAGUCAUUGACUGUUAUACAUGCCUCGCGUAAUUACCCAUUUUCGGUUCAAGUGAAAAGUAAAUUUAUUUCGAAUUAUAUUGAACAAAGGAUACACCAUCAACCCAACAAUAUAAUUCGAAAAUUAGAGUUUUUCGACUCAACUAAAAAAAAACGGAAGACGAAAAGAAAUACUCAACAUCUGCCCUUGUAGCAGCAGCAUACACACACCGUCUGUUCAAUUUCACUACAUUCUCGGAACGAUCCAAUAGGCCAAUAUGCAAGUCGAAACAGGCCUACCGAAAUGGUCUGGACGUGUCCCUCCAUUAGAUUUAACGAACGUCAGUGUUUGUCCAAGUGAAACGGAAAAACGAUGGCACAAAAUACAGCCGAUUUCAAAGAAAAAUUACGACAACAGAAUAGGAACUGACGGACUUCCCAUAGAUCCCAGAGAUUGGACCCGUGCAGACGUAUGGAAAUGGUUAACCAAUUUAGCCCUGUCCGAGGGAUUACAACCGUCACCAGAACUGGCACAAAAGUUUCCGAUGAAUGGCAAAGCUUUGUGUUUGAUGACGCCGGACAUGUACUUGGCUCGGGUUCCGAUUGGCGGCAAAAUGUUGUAUCGUGACUUUCGAUGUCGACUGGCCAGAGCAUUAAAUCUGUCGUAAAAUUCGGUUCUAACGGCUAUCCAGCAACGACGCAAUUAUAAAGGAUGACCUACGGUUAAUGUGGUCUUAUAAAUAGUAAAAUGAAUGUCAAAACAAGUGAAGUAAAAGAUUUGUAUUAAACACUCGGCGAUAUUUUUAAACGAUGGAAGUAACAGUGUAAAUGAUU